Salarias fasciatus (jewelled blenny) is the source of this 1149-nucleotide messenger RNA. It is a transcript of the gene lamp3, whose product is annotated as lysosomal associated membrane protein 3. Gene Ontology annotation, biological process: establishment of protein localization to organelle. Gene Ontology annotation, cellular component: lysosomal membrane; plasma membrane; late endosome membrane. Lineage: Eukaryota; Metazoa; Chordata; Actinopteri; Blenniiformes; Blenniidae. The transcript is spliced from 7 exons. The record is from RefSeq and is a predicted model, not a curated record. Bases 80 to 841 code for a protein of 253 amino acids.
UUCACAUUUACAAGUCAGAGUAGAACUGCGGCUGCCCUCUCAGUCUGCCUGCAGCGGUUCUCUGUACUGCUUUAUCACUAUGGGGCAAAUUGUUCUCACGAGUAAAUCCUCUCUGCUCCUGCUGCUGGUUUCCAUUCCAGGCGUCCUCCUCCAGAGACAGGAGAGCUCCUCCCACCCCCCCCUCAGGCCUGCUGAGGCUCAAAUCUAUCAGCCGGCCUUGCAACCCUCUGAGUCCAUCCCCCCUAUAGGGACCUACAUGCUGAGAAACCAAGCAGGGGAGCCGUGCGUCAAAGUCACUUUAGGAGUCGAGUACAUUGUGGUGGAAAAAAUGAAGUCCUGGUAUUUCAGCAUGGAUCCAACCAGAGUUGGGACCAGCGGUUACUGUACCAACAACUUGGCUGUUCUUUCCCUCAUGCUGCCACACAGCUCUGCUGGUCUGCAGUUCACCUUCAUGAAGGAAAAGAAGACUUUCUAUGUCCAGCAGCUCGAAGCUCACAUAUCUCCUCAGCCCAUCUGUGAAAAAUGUGCCAAUAAGACGUACGUGGGGCUGCUGGCUCAGAAGAAGCUCUUCGUCACGUCAGACGGCCAAAGCUUCAAGUGCGCCUCUGAGACUCUGCUUGUGUUGUCGCCUCAGCUGAAGAUCAAGCUGGUUCCUCUGCAGAUGCAGGCCUUCAGUCUGCCCAGAGGAGCGUACGGAACAGAGCUGGAGUGUUGGGCUGAUUAUAACAAGAGAGUAAUUCCUAUUGUCAUCGGCGCCGUGGUGGUGGGUCUCCUCCUGAUUGCUAUGCUGACUUUCCUCUUCAUCAAAGACCGCCGCACGCAAGAUUAUGAGAGGCUCUGAAUGUGCUCUGAAACCACCACUCAGACUUACUUCCAGCCUUUUUUUUUCUGAGAAAGAAAAGAAUCAUAUGAGGAAUUCUUUAAAGAACUAGUUAAGUAACUUCAGAACUUUAAGCAUUACUUCUUAGAUUGUGUGUGAUAAAACUUCAAUCUGUUUUUAAAGUGGUUUUCUUUUUCAAGGUUUUUCUUUUAAUGAACUUGAUUUGAUACUUUUUUAGAUUUUUUUUGUGUGUCAUCUUGUAUUCUGUCUUAACUAAUAUUUAUCUCAUUUUUUUAUUCUGUUUAUGUACCGCAGACAGUUUGAAAAGU